Molecule: messenger RNA, 876 nt
Organism: Ilyonectria robusta
Lineage: Eukaryota; Fungi; Ascomycota; Sordariomycetes; Hypocreales; Nectriaceae
Product: P-loop containing nucleoside triphosphate hydrolase protein
Exons: 3
Coding region: 1-876 (291 amino acids)
Biological process (GO): regulation of exit from mitosis
Cellular component (GO): spindle pole body
Molecular function (GO): GTP binding; GTPase activity
Source: RefSeq, a predicted model, not a curated record
AUGGAGAUGGAGGCUCCUCCCCAACACGACGUCCACGACGAUACCCUCGGUGGCAUCGAGGGCUCCCCCCACAUCGCCUCGAGCAACGGCUUUCGCCAUCAGCAGAGCCAAUCUCUAGACCAAGGUCUCACCAACAGCCCCAGGCAAGAAGAAGACCCCAACGCCAGAUACACCCCUCCCGUCCAGGCCGCUCCCUCAAUCUCAAGACCUGCCAGCGGUCUCUCAAACUCGGCCCACCAGAACUACAACGACUACAGGCAAGCCGCGAGCGCAGGGGCUGAGUCCUCCAACGGCCGAAACCAUGUCGUCAUCAAGGUUGGAAUGGUUGGUGAUGCCCAGAUUGGCAAGACCUCCCUAAUGGUCAAGUACGUCGAGGGUAGUUGGGACGAAGACUACAUCCAGACCCUUGGCGUCAACUUUAUGGAAAAGACCAUCUCCAUCCGCAACACUGAAAUCACCUUUUCCAUCUGGGAUCUCGGUGGCCAACGCGAAUUCGUCAACAUGCUCCCCCUCGUCUGUAACGAUGCCGUCGCUAUCCUGUUCAUGUUCGACUUGACGCGCAAGAGCACAUUGAAUAGCAUCAAGGAGUGGUACCGUCAAGGCAGGGGCUUCAACAAGACUGCCAUUCCUAUCCUGGUUGGUACAAAGUAUGACCACUUUGUCAACUUCCCGCCCCAGGACCAGGAAGAGAUUUCCAACCAGGCGAGGCGGUUUGCCAAAGCUAUGAGGGCGGCCUUGAUCUUCUCAAGUACCAGCCAUAGUAUCAACGUACAAAAGAUCUUCAAGAUCGUCCUCUCAAAGGCAUUUGACCUCAAGUGCACAAUUCCCGAGAUCGAAAACGUCGGAGAGCCCCUGUUGCUCUAUCAGUCUGUGUGA